Molecule: messenger RNA, 1879 nt
Organism: Talaromyces proteolyticus
Lineage: Eukaryota; Fungi; Ascomycota; Eurotiomycetes; Eurotiales; Trichocomaceae
Product: phosphatidylinositol phospholipase C
Exons: 1
Coding region: 362-1795 (477 amino acids)
Biological process (GO): lipid metabolic process
Molecular function (GO): phosphoric diester hydrolase activity
Source: RefSeq, a predicted model, not a curated record
UAAGUUUGUUGCCGCGAGCCAAUCGCAAGCUCCAUCACCAGUGCUUUCCAGCUGUUCGCGACCCAUCCCAGAUCCAAAUCCAAUAGUGUAUCAGUAUCCAUUGUUGCGACUCUGAUUGCAUCGAUCCGCCAAGGAGCACAGAGCUCGGCGCCUGCAAAUGAUUGGUGUCUGCCGAGAUCUGUCCCAAGCUGAAUCUCUCACAUCUCCACUAAGAAGGAGGGGCACUGCUCGAGGUGUGCAGUCGAGGGGACUAUAAAUUGCUGCAGAUCAUCGAAGAGCCCCUUGACCGUUUUGAUCUCCAGCAUCCUCGGGUCUCUAUAUACGAAAGAAAACAUCGCUCAAUUCGUAUCCAAACUCCACCAUGGUCGCUCAAGUGCUAACUAUCCGCAAUCUCACCUCCACUCCCAUUGAGUUGAAGCUAGUGGAACGCUUCCACCCGCAAGAGAAACCCAAACAAGAUGGCAUUCAGUCUUUUGGGGCCAUGGCCAAGAAUUUCGCGCGCGCUGUGACUGACGCCGCGACUAAUGUGACUCGUUCCAACAACACUGCUGAGCCACUUGCCAAUGAUGCUCAACCCUUUGCCCACCAGGAUGUGAACAUUCGUGUAGAGCCCUUUUCGACAAACAAAACAGAUGUAAAGACAUUCGAGAAUGAUGACAAAGAACGUCUACGCCUAUCGUUCGAAGUCGAUGGCGAACGACACCAGAUUACUAUCCCGGUCCCCACUGUUGAGUCGGCUGAAAUGAAAGUAUUGUCAGACAAUCCUCGCCACAGACUGACUGGUGUUUUUGUUACACAAGAGUCCCAUCUCGCAAUCUUCUCCUCUGCGAAUCUGAACGCCUGGAUGCGUGAGCAGCGUGACGAUAUCCCGCUCUCUGCGUUCUCAAUUCCGGGCACACACAACUCGCCUACCCAUCACAUAGCUCCGCCCUCAGUCCGUUGCCAGGCAGUCAGUCCCAAGGAGCAGCUAGAGAAUGGAGUGCGGUUCUUUGAUAUUCGCGUGCAACCCCAGUACCCGGAUGACCCGUCGAAAGACGAGCUCAUCCUUGUGCACAGCGCCUUCCCCAUCUCACUUUCUGGCAACAAAUACUUCAAAGACUUGAUGCGCGAUGUCGACGAUUUCCUCAACCGAAACCCUUCUGAGACUUUGAUCAUUUCUCUAAAGAAAGAAGGCACCGGAAACGCCACAGACGAGCAACUUAGUCGGAUUGUCCGCGACCAUUAUGCCAAACCAGACAGCCGCUGGUUUACCGACCCCAGAAUCCCUAACCUAGGCGAGGUCCGGGGUAAGAUUGUUCUCGUGAGACGCUUCAACCUAGAAGAUCGCUUGAAAGGGGAGAAUGACGGGCGAGGCUUCGGCAUAGAUGCUGGCGGAUGGGCUGACAACACCCCCAACGCGACCUGUCCAAGCGGCUUGCUUUGCAUCCAAGAUUUCUACGAGGUUCUAGAGACCGAAAACAUCGAAAAGAAGAUACAAUACGUCAGUGAGCACAUCGGCCGUGCAGGUUGUGUUCGAUACCCCUUUGGAAACGGUGAUCCGAACCAGAAGCAUCCUUUCUACAUCAACUUCCUCAGCGCCAGCAACUUCUGGAAGACACAGACUUGGCCGGAGAAGAUUGCUGCCAAGCUGAACCCAGCUGCUACCAAAUAUAUCUGCUUGCAACAUUGCGAUCACCCUGAUGGUGACUGGGGCACCGGUAUUCUUGUCACAGAUUGGGUCGGAUUGGACGGGGACUGGGAUCUCGUUCGCUGUAUUGUGGGCAUGAACGCAAAAUUGAAGCUAAGACAAAACUAAAUCAGCCGUAUUUGGCUUCUCAUGUCUUUUUGUGAAUAACAGAAUCUAACAAAAUUCAAGAUCUUAUUUAUAAAAAUUUUCAGC